GUGACAUAGUUUCCGGUGGGAAAGGCAGUCGGGUCGCCGCCGUGUGAGAGUCACGUGUACUUGGAGGCUUCGACGAGUGAGGAGGAGCGACGCCGCCUCCGAGAGCAGCUGCGGCGUUAGGGAGGCUCUUUCCCCCGCUCUUCUCCCUCCCCUUCCCUCGCGCACUGCCUGGUCCUCGCGACGGUGGCAGCAGAUGAAGGAGCCGGCGGGAGGCCGCCCGGAGCCCCUGCCCCCCCGCCCCCGCCGCUGCCGCUGGGGCAAGAUGGGAGCGAAAUGAGCCCCGAGCCGGAGCCGCCGCCGCCGCUUCCUCUUCCUCUUCCCCUUCCAACUCCGGCCCGGGAAGCAGAGGUGGUAGCCUUGACGGUGGCGGCGGUGGUGGAGGGGGAAGCAGCAACUGCAGCUGUCGCAGGAGGGAGUGGUGGAAAGAAGUGGGGGAGCCGAAUCAUGCUGGUGAGAAGAAUCGGGCUCAAGCCGGGGGGAAGCGCCUCGCAAGGUAUUGGUCGACCAAGCGUGUUCCAUGCUGUUAUUGUCAUCUUCCUGGAAUUCUUUGCUUGGGGACUGCUCACAACUCCCAUGCUCACAGUCCUGCGUGAAACAUUUCCUCAGCAUACAUUUCUAAUGAAUGGCCUUAUUCAGGGAGUUAAGGGGAUUUUAUCCUUCAUGAGUGCUCCACUGAUUGGUGCUCUGUCUGAUGUCUGGGGAAGAAAGUCUUUUCUCCUUGUUACAGUUUUUUUCACUUGUGUCCCAAUUCCAUUGAUGAAGAUAAGUCCAUGGUGGUAUUUUGCUAUGAUUGCUGUAUCUGGGAUUUUUUCUGUUACAUUCUCUGUGAUAUUUGCUUAUGUAGCUGAUGUAACACAAGAACACAAUAGAAGCACUGCUUAUGGACUGGUAUCUGCCACAUUUGCAGCAAGUUUGGUAACUAGUCCUGCUAUUGGGGCACGUCUAUCUGCUCUAUAUGGCGAUAACUUGGUCGUACUGGUUGCUACAGUGGUGGCUGUUGUAGAUAUCUGUUUCAUCCUACUGGUUGUCCCAGAAUCUCUACCUGAAAAAAUAAGACCACCUUCAUGGGGGGCUCUUAUAUCAUGGGAACAAGCAGACCCUUUUGGAUCUUUGAGAAAAGUUGGGAAAGAUUCUACAAUCUUGCUGACUUGUAUUACCGUGUUCCUUUCCUAUCUGCCUGAGGCUGGCCAGUGUUCUAGCUUUUUCCUUUAUUUGAGACAAGUCAUAAGAUUUGAGUAUGCUAGUAUUGUAGCAUUCAUAGCUGUGGUAGGAAUUCUGUCUAUAGUUGCUCAGACUGUCUUUCUCAGCAUCCUAAUGAGGUCCAUAGGGAACAAAAACACAGUACUACUUGGUCUUGGCUUUCAGAUGUUCCAGCUGGCUUGGUAUGGUUUUGGUUCUCAGGCUUGGAUGAUGUGGGCAGCAGGAGCUGUGGCAGCCAUGUCAAGUAUUACCUUCCCAGCAAUCAGUGCUCUGGUGUCACGGAAUGCAGACGCAGAUAAACAAGGUGUCGUCCAGGGGAUAAUAACUGGAAUCAGAGGCCUGUGCAAUGGUCUUGGUCCAGCGCUCUAUGGCUUUAUAUUCUUUCUGUUUCAUGUGGAACUUAAUGAGUUGGCACCUGUCCCGGAUUCGGAUAAAACAGCCUUGCAGGAUCCAAGUGAUGAGAAUGCAAUUAUACCUGGUCCACCUUUCCUAUUUGGAGCAUGUGCAGUUCUUUUAGCUUUUCUGGUUGCCUUAUUCAUCCCUGAGCACAGUAAAGCCAGCAGCACCAGAAAGCACAGCAACAGCAUCAGCAGUAUCCAGAGCAACAACCCAGACCGAGGCAGCGAUGAGGACAUUGAGCCAUUGCUGCAAGACAGCAGUGUAUGAGGACUCAAUUUUCCUAAUGUUGAGAUUGACUGCAAGCCGAAUCCAUGCACUGAGCUCUGAAACCAGAGCAAAACUUUACUGGAAAGAGCUUUUGAUCUAGCAAAAGCUUUGCACAUUUCACCCACCCAAAGUAUACUGUAUUAAGGUGGCCGUUGGUGUCUAAUUGGGGCUGUUUUUCAACCAACCACUUACUGUGUUUUUUGUACAACAAUACAAGGUAAUUAUGUUUCUGUUAUCUGGUGUGCAAGUGUUAUCAUGCCCCAGAUUGAACUGACCCUUUAGAACACAGCAUCUUGGAAAAUAUUAUCUUCAAACAGGAUUGAACAUUGAGUACCCAAAAUCACUGUGAGCUUACCACAGUUCCUACCAAAGUAAUUAAUUAAGUUUCUCCAUCAUGUCUUUUUGGAUGUAUAUUCCCCAUAGUACUUUUGGAUUUGGGAGAUAAUAUAUUCUAAAUGCCUAUUUAAAUGUUUCUGAUUGGUAAUGGUCACAACAAAAUCCCUGAAUAUAUGCUCCUGUAGUUCUUCUACUAAUAUGCUAUCUGAUAAAUUGAAUAUUCCAUUGAUUCUUACAAAUGAAAUGUGGCAGAAGAAAGCUGCUGAAUAGAGGUCAUUUACAAGUCUUAAAUCCUCAUUCCUGAGGACUUUUAACUUGGAAGUAUAUAAUAAGGGCUCUAUUUGGAACCUCAAAAGGGCAUAGACAUAUUUUGUUAAUGGAAGGCACUAGUGAUGCUCACUGAACUAUCCAGCACCACCAAUGUGGCCAGUUCUAACAUAUACUAAGCUGAAUGCUGAGGCAACUUACAUUGACUUAUGUGUAUUUAUUGCAUCAUUUGUCACAUUUUAUCUGCCGUAUGAAGCACUUCUCUUCCCUGUCCCCCAUUAAUUUCACUCCUGCCUUAACUGCUACUUAGUAUGCAUUUGUUAUCAACUAUAUGUAGCCUUCAUAUCAGUCUCCUAAAGAAUUUCAUGGAAUUAUGAUUAUGAAACUCCUUUCCAAAACAGGCUUUAAAGAGGUUUAAUUUCUACAGAGUAUCAUGCUAUAAUUUUUAGAGGUAUUUUAUGAAAUUGCACAGAUUUCUGUGUAUUUUGCAGCAGUGGAAACGGACCAUUAUACACAAACCUAACAAAGUACUCUUAUGAAUGUUUUAUAUGUAUUGAAUAUAUGUAGAUAUUUGUAAGAAGUUUUUUUUCCAGAUGAGGUACUGUGUAAAUCUUGUAUUUAUAAAUGUAAUGAGGGUGUUGACAGAUAUACAGCUUUUAUAAAGGAUUGUGUAUUGACUGAACAAAUUUAAAUAUAUAUAUUUUGAAACUUGUUCCACCUUAAGCAAAGAUAACAAACCUUUUGUACUAUGCAGUUUGGUUUUUAAGUUAAUAAGCUUCCUAAUGCAUAAUAAAUUUGCAACCUAUAUUA
This is a messenger RNA of Hemicordylus capensis (graceful crag lizard), 3279 nucleotides long. It is a transcript of the gene SLC71A2, whose product is annotated as major facilitator superfamily domain containing 14B. Gene Ontology annotation, molecular function: transmembrane transporter activity. Gene Ontology annotation, cellular component: membrane. NCBI's taxonomy places the organism in Eukaryota, Metazoa, Chordata, Lepidosauria, Squamata, Cordylidae. The transcript is spliced from 12 exons. The record is from RefSeq and is a predicted model, not a curated record. Gene Ontology annotation, biological process: transmembrane transport. Bases 274 to 1866 code for a protein of 530 amino acids.